Messenger RNA from Parastagonospora nodorum SN15, 1428 nucleotides. RefSeq lists its product as hypothetical. Gene Ontology annotation, molecular function: zinc ion binding; ubiquitin protein ligase activity. Gene Ontology annotation, biological process: protein ubiquitination; Ras protein signal transduction. Gene Ontology annotation, cellular component: cytoplasm. The record is from RefSeq and is a predicted model, not a curated record. The transcript has 3 exons. NCBI's taxonomy places the organism in Eukaryota, Fungi, Ascomycota, Dothideomycetes, Pleosporales, Phaeosphaeriaceae. The coding region runs from base 1 to 1428 and encodes 475 amino acids.
AUGACGCCAUCCGACUUCUUGGGCUUUGUGGGAGAGCGAACGCGGGAAGACGUGUCGCACUUCCGCCUCAUCAAGACGAGCAGGGCAAACAAAUACAUGGUGCUCAUGAAGUUCCGGAGUGCGAGACAGGCGAGGGAGUGGAGGAAGGAGUGGAAUGGCAAGGCAUUCAAUAGCAUGGAGCCCGAGUACUGCCAUGUCGUCUUCGUCAAAUCCAUCAACUUCCAGAACGGCGACUCGAACCGCGAUCCUACUUCGUACCCCGACUUGACCAACGAUCCCGUUUGCCCCCAGCUCCCUCCUAAGCAGUCGACUGCUCCAAUACCACCAGCGACUGGUGUCUCCUCACCUGUCGACGGACCCUCCAUGGCGUCUUCCCUCACAGCAAAGCCACAUGCACCUCCCACACCCGCUCUCGUCGAGCUCCCCACGUGUCCCGUCUGCUCACCAUUCUCUGCCAACACGUCUUCCACUGCGCCUGUCUGGAGAAGUGGCGCGGCUCUGGCUGCCCCGUAUGUCGCUACACCCAGAACGAUGCCUUUCACCUCCAACCGCGGCGCCGACGGCGAAGCCCCCGACAACGAAUGCAGCGUAUGCGGCUCAACAGAAAACCUCUGGAUCUGCCUCAUCUGCGGCAACAUAGGCUGCGGCCGCUACGAUUCGGCCCACGCCUUUGCACACUACGAAGCCACCUCGCACACCUACGCCAUGGACGUCGUCACCCAGCACGUCUGGGACUAUGCCGGCGACGGCUACGUGCACCGCCUGAUCCAGAACAAAACCGACGGCAAGCUUGUCGACAUGCCCGCCUCCACGCACGCAGGCGGCAUGACGGGCUACGCUAAUGAUACGGUCCCCCGCGAGAAGCUGGAUAACAUGGGCAUGGAGUAUGCGUACCUGCUUACCUCGCAGCUCGAAUCCCAGCGCGCGUACUUUGAAGAACAACUCGAGCGCGCCGUGGACAAAGCCGCCAAAGCCGCGUCUUCCGCUGACGAAGCGUCGCGCUCCGUCGCUUCUCUGUCCCAAAAAUUCGACCACUUGAGGACCCAGCAUGACGAUGCGACACGCACCAUUUCCACCCUCGAAAAGGAACUUGACCGCCACAAGCAAAAAUCCACCGCGUCCAGCGAUCUCGCCAGGAAAUUAAUGAAGCAGUACAAAGAAGAACAGACCAUCAACGAGAGUCUGAUGGCGCGAAUCAAGCACUUGGAAAAGAAGGCCGAGGAUGCGGAGAUCAAGGUCAAGCAGAUUCAGGCGCAAAAGGAGGAUCUGGAGGAGCAGAAUCGCGAUUUGAGUUUCUUUAUUAGCGGGCAGGAGAAGUUGCGGGAGAUGCAGGCGGGAGAGGGGUUGGAGGAGGGUGAGGUUGAGGGCGGGACGGUGGAGGUUGCCGAGGUGAAAAAGGGGCGGAGGAAGGGGAAGAAGAAGGCUUGA